Passer montanus (Eurasian tree sparrow) is the source of this 2238-nucleotide messenger RNA. RefSeq names its product nuclear receptor subfamily 1 group H member 4 (gene NR1H4). The record is from RefSeq and is a predicted model, not a curated record. Gene Ontology annotation, molecular function: bile acid binding; zinc ion binding; RNA polymerase II cis-regulatory region sequence-specific DNA binding. NCBI's taxonomy places the organism in Eukaryota, Metazoa, Chordata, Aves, Passeriformes, Passeridae. The coding region runs from base 189 to 1622 and encodes 477 amino acids. Gene Ontology annotation, biological process: bile acid signaling pathway; positive regulation of transcription by RNA polymerase II; negative regulation of transcription by RNA polymerase II. The transcript has 10 exons.
UAUCACUACAGGCUUCUGCUAAACAUGAAAGAAAAACAAAACAAAAAUGUUCCUAUGUGAGAAUCAUUAGGAUACUGAACUGAGUGCAGAACUGUCUUACAUCCUGCCAUCUGCAGUCUUCCAGAAAAGAACAGGCCUCUUUUCAACCUCCUGUUUAAUCAGCAUAUUACUCCUGAACUGAAGAAUAAAUGGGAUCUGAAAUGAAUUUAAUAGGACAUCAUCAGCUAGCUACUGCUGAUGGAUUUCCUCUUGCUGAAGGUUCUCAUUUGUUUGGUGUCCUUUCAGAACCAAUGAGUUCUCCAGUGCAAGAGGCAGAUGUAUCACCUUAUGCACAGUACAACAAUGUGCCAUUUCCCCAAGUUCAGCCUCAGAUCUCAUCGCCACCUUAUUACUCCAACCUAGGCUUCUACCCUCCACAGCAUGAGGAAUGGUACUCCCCUGGGAUGUAUGAACUCAGGAGGUUACCCUCAGAGACCUUUUUCACAAGGGAGACAGAGAUAAUGGAUAUCCCUGCAGCCAAAAAGCCCAGACUGGGUCACUCCACAGGAAGAGUGAAGGGAGAAGAGCUCUGUGUGGUCUGCGGUGACAAAGCCUCUGGGUAUCACUAUAAUGCCCUUACCUGUGAAGGAUGCAAAGGAUUCUUCAGAAGAAGCAUCACAAAAAAUGCAGUAUACAAGUGUAAAAAUGGAGGCAACUGCGAGAUGGACAUGUACAUGAGGAGAAAAUGCCAGGAGUGCCGUCUAAGGAAAUGCAAGCAGAUGGGCAUGUUGGCUGAAUGUAUGUAUACAGGUCUCUUAACAGAGAUACAGUGCAAGUCAAAAAGGCUACGGAAAAAUGUGAAGCAGCCCCCAGAUCAGACAGUCAGUGAAGACAACGAAGGCCAUGAUGUGAAACAAGUAACUUCUACAACUAAAAUAUAUAGGGAGAAGGUAGAACUUACCCCAGAGCAGCAGAAACUUCUUGAUUAUAUUAUGGAUUCAUACAGCAAACAACAAAUACCCCAGGAGGUGUCAAAAAAACUACUGAACGAAGAAUUCAGUGCUGAAGGAAAUUUUCUGAUUUUAACAGAAAUGGCCACCAGUCACGUGCAGGUUCUUGUGGAAUUCACAAAAAAACUACCAGGCUUCCAAACCCUUGAUCAUGAAGACCAGAUUGCUUUGCUGAAGGGCUCAGCAGUAGAAGCCAUGUUCCUCCGCUCAGCUGAGAUCUUCAGCAGGAAACUUCCCACAGGACACACUGUCCUUCUAGAAGAAAGAAUUCGCAACAGUGGUAUCUCAGAUGAAUUCAUAACUCCCAUGUUUAAUUUCUAUAAAAGCAUUGGAGAGCUGAAGAUGACACAGGAAGAAUAUGCACUGCUCACAGCCAUAGUUAUCCUGUCUCCAGAUCGACAAUACAUAAAGGACAGAGAUUCUGUGGAAAGGCUUCAAGAACCUCUGCUGGAUAUCCUACAAAAAGUCUGCAAGCUUCACCACCCAGAUAACCCUCAACACUUUGCAUGUCUUCUGGGCCGUCUCACAGAAUUACGGACAUUUAACCAUCAUCACGCAGAGAUGCUGAUGUCAUGGAGAGUGAAUGAUCACAAAUUCACACCUCUUCUCUGUGAGAUCUGGGAUGUGCAGUGAUGGAUACUUCUUUAUUUUAUUUUAGGAGAAAUAUCUUUUUAAAGGACCACAUAGCACUUAUUUUCAUAAAGAAGUUCCCACGGUGCAUGAUAUUUUCUUUACUGCAUUUUUAUAGAAACAUGCCAUGGAUUCAUAAAAGUCAUUUUGUUCACUAGACACAGAAUAUUGUAUAGCUGUCAGAUCCUCACACGUGAGUAUAACUUUUUCUGUAUUUAUAUCCUCUAACCAGAAAGAGCCCACCAGCUCUUCAGAGGAACCCAAUUAAUUCCUGCUGCAAUUAAGCUGAUUGCAGUAACUGUUCCUCUGUAAAGAAAUGGGGAAAUGCAAGUUUCCAUUCAUAAUUUUUCAUUGCAGUGUUUUUUUUUUCUUUACCUCUGACAAAGAAUAUAUUCCAGAUAGUUACAGUAAUAAACCAGCUGAAAUGGUUAAUGUCAUAGUCAUUUGCUGUUCAACUCUGAAAUGUGUUCACGUUAAGGUGUGCAAGAUGUUAUUUCUUCACAAGAUGAAAAAUUAUGUAAUGGAGGAAAACCACAUACACACAAAAACAGUUUUAAUGAUAUAACAUGUAACUUGAAUUGCAUUAUUAUUUCGAAGUAAAAAUUAUAGAGUAUCUUUA